AUGAAUCCGACCAAACCAUCAAAAGAAAAGGAAUCUCCAGGUGCAGGUGCUUCCAGUCAAGUUACUUUUGUCGGGAUUAAAUCUGCAACAAAGAAGGAAUUACGUGGAGGUCGAAUCCGAGCUGAAGUGAAGUUCGAUCUUAAACAAAAGGAUAUCAAUCGAGAAAUUCAAAAUUGUCGUGAUGAACAAAGUGAACGAUUCGAUCUGAGCAAAAGUAGUGUGACAAUCCUUCCCAACACAAUCAAAGAUCUAAUUCAUGUCCGAGAAUUAUAUUUAUAUAGCAAUCGAAUACAACAAUUACCACCUGAAAUAGGCAAUUUAGUCAAUUUAAAAGUAUUAGCUCUCAGUGAAAAUUCACUGACAACUUUACCUGAUACGAUGGAUCGUCUAGUACAACUAAAAGUCUUAGAUUUGAGACAUAACAAGUUCAAUGAUAUUCCUGAAGUUAUUUAUCGUAUUACAAGUUUAACCACACUUUACUUACGUUUCAAUCGAAUAAAAGAAGUUUCAGAUAUGAUUAAAAAUUUAGUCAAUCUACAAAUGUUGAGUUUACGAGAAAAUCGUAUUCGUUUAUUACCAAUCACUGUUGGAAAUCUUGUACAAUUGUUAACCUUGGAUGUCGCACACAAUCAUCUCGAACAUUUACCAAAUGAAAUCGGAAAUUGCGCUCAAUUAACAACAUUGGAUUUAACACAUAACGAACUUAUGGAUCUGCCGGAUUUAAUAGGGAAUCUGAAAAAUCUCAGUCGAUUAUUGAUCAGAUAUAAUCGACUUUCCGCCAUUCCAUCGUCAUUAGCUAAUUGUUCGAAACUCGACGAAUUCAAUAUUGAAGGGAACAACGUUUCACAAUUACCGGAAGGUUUACUAUCAAGUUUAAUUCAUUUGAAUACAAUAUCAUUGGCAAGGAAUAAUUUCAAUUCAUUUCCACUGGGUGGCCCAACCCAAUUUACAUCCGUUCAUUCGAUUAAUAUGGAAUGCAAUACAAUUGAUAAGAUCCCAUUUUCAAUCUUCUCCUUAGCGAAAUAUUUGUCGAAAUUGAACAUGAGAGAAAACUCGCUGACAUCUUUACCAUUAGAUAUCGGUUCCUGGACAGCCCUAGUCGAACUUAAUCUCGCAACCAAUCAAUUAACAGUCGUACCUGAAGACAUCAAGAAUCUACAAAAUCUCGAAGUGUUGAUCAUGUCCAAUAAUCAAUUAAAAAGAAUUCCUCCAUCGUUAGGUCAAUUACGGAAAUUGCGACAUUUGGAUUUGGAAGAAAAUAAACUCGAUUCAUUACCUCAGGAAAUAGGAUAUUUACGCGAAUUAACACGAUUGAUUGUCGCUUCGAAUCAAUUAGCACAAUUACCACGUUCAAUUGGAUCAUUAACUAAUUUGACACAUUUAAACGUUGGAGAGAACAGUUUAACUUCACUACCGGAAGAUGUCGGUCAAUUGGAGAAACUCGAACAGCUUUAUAUCAACGAUAAUCCAAAUUUAGAUGUUCUACCAUAUGAAUUGGCAUUGUGUACAAAUUUACAGAUAAUGAGUAUCGAAAAUUGUUCACUAAGAAGUUUGCCACAAGAAAUCGUUGCUGGCGGGCCGUCACUCGUGAUUCAAUUUCUCAAAGUUCAAGGACCAUUCAAUUUGAAUUAG
Molecule: messenger RNA, 1632 nt
Organism: Adineta ricciae
Lineage: Eukaryota; Metazoa; Rotifera; Eurotatoria; Adinetida; Adinetidae
Source: the annotation of a GenBank genome assembly